GGUGCUCGCUGCCCCCACGCCGCUCCCUCGGCUCGGAUCGCGGCGCCUCCCGCUUUCCGCACUGCUCCACGCCGAGCCCGCGGAUCCGGUGGCGGCGGCCGUGUUCGGUGGGCUCCGGCUGGCGCGGCGGUCGAGGCAGCAGCGCGGGAGAGCAGGAGGGAAGCUGGCAAGUCCCCUGGAGGCGAUGUUGCGGGGCGCGGGCCCCUGCGUAAGGCGGGCGCCGUGACAGGCCGGCCAGUGAGACGCCGCCGGGGGAGGCCGCGACGGAGCUCCGGGACUGACCAUGGGCUGAGACACAUCCUCGCCGAGCAGAACAUGCCGGGGUGACUCCCUCCCAAAUCUUCCUGUGGCCUUCCUCAUCCUCCCUAGUGACACUAUGCAACCCCAGCGUGACCUGCGAGGCCUCUGGCUCCUGCUGCUCUCCUUGUUCCUGCUCCUCUUUGAGGUGGCCAGAGCUGGCCGACCUGUGGUUAGCUGUCCCACCGCCUGCCUGUGCGCCAGCAACAUCCUCAGCUGCUCCAAGCAGCAGCUGCCCAAUGUGCCCCACUCCUUGCCCAGCUACACAGCACUACUGGACCUCAGCCACAACAAUCUGAGCCGCCUGCGGGCCGAGUGGACCCCCACGCGACUGACCCACCUGCAUUCCCUGCUGCUGAGCCACAACCACCUGAACUUCAUCUCCUCGGAGGCCUUUUCCCCGGUACCCAACCUGCGCUAUCUGGACCUCUCCUCCAACCAGCUGCGCACCCUGGACGAGUUCCUGUUCAGCGAACUGCAAGCUCUGGAGGUGCUGCUGCUCUAUAAUAACCACAUCAUGGUGGUGGACCGCUACGCCUUCGACGACAUGGGCCAGCUGCAGAAACUCUACCUGAGCCAGAACCAGAUCUCCCGCUUCCCUCUGGAACUGGUCAAGGAAGGAAACAAACUACCCAAACUAAUGCUCUUAGAUCUGUCCUCCAACAAGCUGAAUCGCUUGCCACUGAGCGAACUGCAGAAGCUGCCAGCCUGGGUCAAGAAUGGGCUGUACCUCCAUAACAACCCCCUGCAGUGCGACUGUGACCUCUACCAGCUCCUUUCUCACUGGCAGUACCGGCAGCUGAGUUCGGUGAUGGACUUUCAGGAGGAUCUGUGCUGCGUGAACUCCAAGAAGGUCUACAAUGUCUUCAACCUGGGUUUCCUCAAUUGCAGUGAGUACAAGGAGAGUGCCUGGGAGGCCCACCUGGGCGAUAGCUUGACCAUCACGUGUGACACCAAGCAGCAGGGGAUGACCAAGGUGUGGGUGUCACCAAGCAAUGAACGGGUGCUAAAUCACGGGGCCAAUAGCACAGUGACAGUGUCCAAGGAUGGCAGUCUUCAUUUUGAGCAGGUGCAGUUCCAGGAUGGGGGUGUGUAUACCUGCUAUGCCAUGGGGGAGACUUUCAAUGAGACACUGUCUGUGGAGUUGAAAGUCUACAACGUCUCCUCGCAUGGACACCAUGACACCCUCAACACAGCUUAUACCACCCUAGUGGGUUGUAUCCUCAGUGUGGUUCUGGUUCUCAUAUACCUGUACCUUACCCCUUGCCGCUGCUGGUGCCGGGGUGUAGAGAAGCCUUCCAGCCAUCAAGGAGAUAGCCUCAGCUCUUCUAUGCUUAGUACCACACCCAACCACGAUCCUAUGGCUGGCGGGGACAAAGAUGAUGGUUUUGACCGGCGGGUGGCCUUCCUGGAACCUGCUGGACCUGGGCAGGGUCAAAACGGCAAGCUCAAGCCAGGCAACACUCUGCCAGUGCCAGAGGCAACAGGCAAGGGCCAACGGAGGAUGUCAGAUCCAGAAUCGGUCAGCUCGGUCUUCUCUGAUACACCCAUUGUGGUGUGAGCAGGAUAGGUUGGUGGGGGUGAUUGUGCCCCAGGAGAGGUAAUGCACCCCUGAAGGAUAUGAGGGGAUGGAAGAGAGGGCUGGCUGCCCAAGGGAGUGGGUUCCUCCUGACCUCCAGGGAAUUAGUCACAGGCCCAACAGCAGGCAAGACCCCAAUGAGGGUGUGACUGCCUCGAGUUUCAAAUAUAGAUGUGUUCAUCCUCAGGCAAAUGCUACACCCCUCCCUGAGGCCCUGGCAAAUUUCAGUGUGGUAGAGGAAGAGGAUCAUGUCCAAGCUGCUUGGGAAUGAGGAAGGGGUGAGGGAAAGAGCAGAUCCCCUAAACUUUUUUGAGUUCAUCACUAGCUCCUUAAGAGAAAACCAUUUGAAAAACAUUUUUUUUCUGUCUCUGCUCACCCACACCUGUGAAGUUGUGAGUGUUGGGGGAGCCUCCACGGGAGCCACGUUGGGAAAGCUGCAGUAUCAUCUUUGGUCAGGAAGUCCCUUUUCACGGCUAGGGAAUUGGGAAUCUUUGCAAAUGCGUCAGAAAAGGGCCAAGACCUUGAUCAGUAACAUUCCCUAUAGCUGCUGUGAGACUUCCCACUAAAGCCGCCUUCUUUCCCCAUGAGCCUGGAGUGGCUGGAUCUUUGCAGGAGCCUGGCCUCUUGCCUAUGAGUUACAGCAGCUAUGUGGGAUGUGGUAUCUGUGCCUUGACCUGGGUCCAGUGGCACAGGUAGGUACAGCGUGACCUAAGGGGUCCCUGACACAGCAUAGGUUCUAGCACAGAACUUGUAGAUUAGGGCUGAACUCCAGGUAGGCCAAUUCCCUGGCUGGGGAAGCCCUCUGUUACCAUUUGCUUCCCGGUAUCUGUGUGUCAGACCAGGGAGGGAGCUGCUGAAGGCCUGCCACAGGUGUGGUACAUGAACCACUCUUCCCAGAAGGAUGAGGUGAACCAGCUUCUAUGAUGUAGCAGCCAGUUAGACUUACCUGACUUUCUGUGUAUAUCUCCAUUCAGUCUCCUGAAUGGAUUCUGAGUUUUCCCUAAAAUGCUGCUCUGCAAAGGGAAGAGUCCAAUAAAGCCUGGUCGCAGCUUGGUUAGACUGGGCUUGGAGAUGGGAGGACCCAGAAUGUGUCUUCUAUGUUGCCAAGGCUGUCUUGCUCCCCUCAGAGAUCUCACUUCUGCUACAAAGCCAAAGCUUGGGAUUUUUGUCAUUGGAGGGGUCAGAAACUGAGUAGUCUCUGUCCCAGAAUGGUAAUUUGGGGUGUGGCUUCAAGUUCUGCCCCUCCCACACACACCAGGCCCCAAGCAGUCCUGUAGCAAAGGCAACCAGUGGCACUAAACCUCAAAGUUCUGCCGCCCAUUCCUCUCAGUCAGAGGUCUGUGGUGUGGUUGUCAGGCCAGAGGAACAUAAGAACAAGCCUUGCUUAGGUUUCAGCAUUCAAGGUUGUGGGUGUGGAGCUACUGCUCCCCUGAACUCGUCCCUUUGACCAUACUGCAGGCCUGGGAGGUGGCUGUGCUGAGCUGCGGCAGGAGGGAUGAGCAGUGCAAAGGUGAAAAUGUUCUCGGAUGUUGGUCUUUUUCAGUGUCUCCCAUGUUUCCUGUCAGUUAGAAGUUCUCCAGGUCUUCUAGUUUUCUGACCUGCUUCUUGGGUUCCAAGAGGUGUUAUUUACUUAUGGGUGAGGUCUGCUUGCUAAGAGGGCCUGUUACACUGCCUGUUAAGAUUAGGGAAGGGGACCGGAAGUCACCAUCUUCCCCUUGUCUGUUCCUGGGAUCUCAAGGCGGCUGUCCAUCCUUUAUUAGUAACCUAGUUUUGUCAAGAAAGGUGCAGCAAUUCCCCUCAAGUAGUUGCAUGCUCAUAGUACGCAUGCUCAUAGUACGCAUGCUCACCACCUUGACCUCCACCAGGACAGUGAAUCUGUAGUCCCCACUAGUGCCACCGCUCCCAGAACGGUCCCCACCUAUGUGGGAGAGACAGCGACCAGGCCAGGCUCCUCAAAUACACAAUCAUUUAUACUUUAGUUUCUGAACUCCAUGAAUCUUCACCCGUAUCUCCAGGGCUCCGAAUCACUUCUAUGCAAAACUGGAGUUGGAGAGACCAUGGGUUGAAGACCUUAGAAGAAAGGUAGUGAGGCACUAGCUGGUUCUUCAGAAUCCUUGGAAACUUUCUUGAAGACUAUGUAUAAUGAGACAUUAAGCUAGAGCAAGAACAAUGAAGGACCCUGAGGGAAAAUGGUAGAGGGCCAAGCAGUUGUGAGUUUCUCUUCAUAUGUUAACUGUCUGAUAAGACAGAGAUAGGAGAGACAAAUUGUCUGAUUGUAUUCUAAGAGACUUGAGGAUUUCCUCAGCAGAGAUACGGGAACCAGGACUCUUUCCAUGCUGCAGUUUCCCAUCUAGGCCUCAUCCAGGGCUCUGAAACUCUUUAGGUAAAGUGGAUGUCAAAUGAAGCAGGCCUUCUGGGGCAUUCUAGCUGAGCUCCUCAGGACUAGGAGCAGCUCUCACUCUCUCUACUACAUCCACUAACUUGGCAUCCAAGUUUGAGACAUCUGGAAGAUGUGCCUGGCUACCCCACCAAGAAUUUAACUCUCUGACCUCUUGUGGUUUCAGUUGGUAGAACUCACAGGUAGCUUUCUCCUUGGGGAAUGAAUACUCAGCAUACAUAAGCCCUUUCGAAUCCUGGGUAGAAACCGCCAGGCAUGGUUAUAAGGAAAGGCUGAGAGAAUACCUCCUCUCCUCCCCUCCCUUCCCCUUGUAUCCAUAAACCAGACAUGUCUCCCAGGAAGCAGGUGUCCCUGGAGACAGAAUAUGACAGGGCUCUACAAUAUGUCUAUGUAAUUAUUUGUGAUCUUUUUCUUUGCUUGUAAUUAUAGGGUUCCCAGGAAGGGGCAAGGAGAGGGUACACCCCAGCUGGGGAGCACAAAGUCAAUUGAUUCCAGUUUUGUGUGUGUUCUUACCUCUGUUCUUCCUUCUCCUAUGUCCAAGACCCUGUUCUCCCCCUCCUCCCACUGUGUAUACCUAGGCUGGCUAAUUAGACAAUGACCAUUAAACCUGGCUGAGUCUCUGUUCUGGCAUAGUCUGUGGCUGGUUUAUUUUAUCUUUUCAGCCUGUGGGUAGGGUUCAGUGUACCUCAAAAGGAUGUGGUCUAUCUAGGGAGGGAAUCUUUAAGUGCCGUUACAAGGUCAUGGGUCAGCUCCACCUCUAGGCAUUACAACAGGCUAGGAGCCAGCAGUCUUCUGUCAUGAGCCAGAUCAAAUGUGCUGCUAUAGCAGGAAAGUAUCCACAGUCAGUACAUAAAUGAAUGAUUGUGGUUCUUUUUCAAUGUAUUAGUCCAUUUUUUGUUGCUAUAACAAAAUAAUCAAGGCUGAGUAUUUUAUAAAAGAAAAAAGUUUACUUAACCUAUAGCUUUGGAGGGGGAAAGUCCAAGAUCAGGUGGGCCCAUCCACUUGAUCUCUGAGGGCCUCAUGGUGGAUUGCGUCAUUAUGGUGGGAGGACAUGUAGAAGGGCUAACAUGGGAAGGCAGGAAGCCAGAGAGUCAGGCUUGCUCUUUUUAUAACUUACUCUUGUGGGUACUGACUACGGUCCCAUGAGAAUGGAUUAAUCUCUUCUAAGGAGGAAUGCCCCGAUAACCUAAUUGCCUCCCACUAGGCCCCACCUCUUAAAGGUUCCACCACCUCGCAACACCACCACAGUAAAGACCAAGUUUCCGGUAAUGAAUCUUUGGGGGUACAAACUCAAACCAUAGCCAAACUGUAGAAUCAAAUGAAACUUUAUUUAUGGACAUUAAAAUUUGAACUUUAUAGAACUUAAAUGUUUUUAGUUUUUUUUCAAUCAUUUAAAAAUGUAAAAACUAUGGUUAGCUCAGAGAUGACACAAAACUAGGCAGUGGGCUGGUCUGACCAUCAGACCAUUGCUUGGCAACCUCUGAGACAGUCUCCAAGGAAACGUCACCAUGGCUUUAGCAGGCUAGAGUUUAACAUUCCCAUGGCCUGGGCUGAGGCUUGUAGAUAGUGAUUUCCUGGGUCCCUGGAUGGGAGGGUUGGUUUCCUGAAGUGUUCUCUUAAUAGUCUACAUGCAGCUUACUAAUGGCACUGGGGGAAAAUGCUGGAUUGGCUUUUUUUUUUAAUGGUGGGAAAGAUCACAUUCACAAAAUUUUGAUUAUUGCCAGUAUAUUUUCAUGUUGUAUAUGGUAACCAUCUUAGGCUAAGAGUUUGUUCCUCUAAUGUGUAGGCUAAUACUCACUUGAGAGUUUAAUGUGUCCUAAGCCUUCUGUAGAACGGAAAAAAAUGCAAUCCAAACUUUUUUGUUGCAGUUGUAGCCUGGCAUAAAUUGAAUUGGAUUCUAAACUCUUAUUAACCAGGAAAAUUCUUUGGCUAGGGAUUGUCAUGGUGUUUAACAAAGGAGGGAGGAGAUGUCAUAAGGAAAAAAAGAAAUAAAAAGAAUCAGAAUUUGGCCUAGUAUGGUGGCACACACCUGUAAUCUCAGCACUUGGGAGGCUGAGACAGGAGGACUGCCAGUUCUAGGCCAGUUUGGGUCACACAGCAAGAUCCUGCCUCAAAAACAACAAAAAGGAAUCCGAAUUUAUACAAUUACCUAAUCUACAUAUCUGGAAUCACAACCAGUUGGAAGAGAAACAGUUGAGCAGGUGAGGAACAGUGACACCUCACAUCAGACAAAUCAACCUUGCUGAUGAAAUGAUAGCUGUUGAUGUCAGUGCUCUCUCCCGUAGUCCACACUUAUAUAGCUAUUCAUCUUGGCGAAGCAGUUUUUGCUCUGGCUGACAGGUUGGCCGAGAGGAUGCAGCUGAUAAAGAGAACAGACUCGGGGAGACUACCAUUUGAGCCUGAGUUUUGGUACUCUUCUCUCCAUCAUCCCAAAGAAGUCCAUGGUAGUACCUCUUUCACUCUUCCUGCCCUGCCCUACCCCCAAGCCACCAGAACUUCCCUAAAUCCUGGCCAAGAUGUGCAAUUUUGUCCGCCAAUCUUGCAGCACUUCUCCUACUCUUUUUUUUUUUUUUUCCU
Castor canadensis (American beaver) is the source of this 6851-nucleotide messenger RNA. RefSeq names its product adhesion molecule with Ig like domain 1 (gene Amigo1). Gene Ontology annotation, cellular component: membrane. Gene Ontology annotation, biological process: brain development. Lineage: Eukaryota; Metazoa; Chordata; Mammalia; Rodentia; Castoridae. Gene Ontology annotation, molecular function: protein binding. The record is from RefSeq and is a predicted model, not a curated record.